AUGAGCGAAGAGAUUCAUGAUGGUAAUCUUCACAAUGAUUGCGUGCAGAACUGUGAGCAGAAGGAGCAGACACUGUUGAAUGUGGAGUUGAACAUGUUGGAGCCAACUCAGGGCCCAGCAACCCAGGCCCCCAGCGGGCCACGCCCACCGCCCAUCCUGAAUGCAGCAUGCCCUCCAGGCAGCCGCCUUGUGCUGCCUGCUGUCCUCCCCACCAUGCCUGUGGUGACAGCAGGUACUGCUGCCUGUGGCCCAAACCAGACUGGCAACCUCAACAUCCUCCUCCAGUUGAGCACUCAAGGGCAAGUGGUGGAGCCUCCACGCUCUCAGACCUUGGUCUUUCAUCAAGCCCCUCUCAACUGGAGUGUCCAGGGGGCCCUCUGCGCACAGGCAAAGAAGCCUGCUCCCCUCUUGCUGCCCAAGUCUUCCCUGCAGCCAGUAGCGCCUGCACCAACCAUAAUCAGGGCUCAGGGCACCCAGCAGGGCUGCACACAGGGAGCAGCUCCACCACCUCCAGCUCCACCACCGGCUGUCCAGAUGGCUCCCACGCUGUGCCCCGCAGACAACGGGCCUCCACAACAGGGAGCAAGCACAGAGGGCUCCUUGCCUACUUCCAAGGACAAAGCUCCAUCGGGGGAUUCCAGCGUCUACAACAACUUCCGGCGCUGGCAGCAUUUCAAGACCCUGGCCCGCAGGCACCUCCCGCAGAGCCCUGAUGCCGAAGCUCUAGCCUGCUUCCUCAUCCCGGUGCUGCGCACGCUGGCCCAGAGGAAGCCCAGCAUGCCACUGGAUGAUGGCAUGCGGAUUGCCAUGCGGGAAUGGCAGCACAAGAGCAACUUUGACCGCAUGAUCUACUAUGAAAUGGCAGAAAAGUUCACGGAGUUUGAGGCAGAGGAGGAGAUACAAAUUCAAAACCUGGGGUGGAAGAAAGAGAACCUGUGCCAGCCCCUGCCAACACCACAGCAGCUGGCUCCUCCUGGGCCCCCAAGCCCUGUGGCCCUCCAGCAACCAGCCCACUCCAGGUGCCGUCGGCAGCUUGUGCUGGACCAGCCCCACCAGCUCACAUGCCCAACAACCGCCCUCUGCAACGUGGCUGAUGCGGAGCUCGAGCCCCUGAACCUCACUCGCCUCUUUCCUCCCAUAGAGCAUGCCCGCGAGAAGAACAGCUCCAAAGCUCUGCCCAACAAACCCUUGCCACAAAGACACCAGGCCUCUCGGGAAAGGACACCCAAGGAGAUCCCUCCAGAGGCCGUGAGCGAGUACAUGGACAUCAUGGAUGCACUGCUGGAGCUGGGGCCCUCCGCCUCGGGCCAGCCCAGUGAACAGCCAGAAGAGGACGGCAUGCUGCAGCCCCAGCAGGAGGGACUGGGCCCCGACCCAGAGCUCCUGAGUUACCUUGACCAGCUGUGCUCCCAAGAUGACUUUGUCACCAAGGUGGAGACCAUCAUCCAUCCGCGAUUCCUGGAAGAGCUCCUUUCACCAAAUCCACAGCUGGAUCUCGUGGCCCUAGCCGAAGAGCUGGACAAGGACAAGGAGGAAGGGCUGAACCCUGACCAGGUGGUGGACAAGAACCUCUGGCCCUUGAAGACGGAUGGCACCAUGCGGGAAAAAACCCAGGCCUGCGACACCCCUACUGGAAGCCAGUACUUCGGAUUCCAGAGCCCUGCAAGGCACACAGAGAGAUGA
Molecule: messenger RNA, 1683 nt
Organism: Ochotona curzoniae (black-lipped pika)
Lineage: Eukaryota; Metazoa; Chordata; Mammalia; Lagomorpha; Ochotonidae
Product: NUT family member 2A-like
Exons: 8
Coding region: 1-1683 (560 amino acids)
Source: RefSeq, a predicted model, not a curated record